GGUUCCAAGUACAAAAACCGCCACCAGUCUGGUUCUUCUGAUUCCAUUGCAAUCAAUCUUCUCCACCCCAGUGAAUUUUUGUUGCGAUCCCUAGCAAUCCCCGUCUCGCUCACAGAAUCCGUUUCUCAAAUCCGGCGGAGAAGUCAGUCGAUGGGGUCGGCGGCGGGCACCUGCGAGAUCGCGCGCCUCCCGGAGGACCUCCUCUCGGCGGCGCUCGCCCUCACCACGCCGCGAGACGCCUGCCGCGCCGCUGCCGUCUCCCGCGCCUUCCGCGACGCCGCCGGAUCCUAUGCCGUAUGGACCCGCUUCGUCCCCCGGGACCUCCCGCCGGUCGCUGACGGGGAGCUCGCCGGCCCCGCGCCGCCUUCCAAGAAGGAGCGGUUCCUUCGCCUCUCCGACUGCCGUUGCCCCGUCUUACUCGCCGAUGGCCUCAGGAUACAGCCGGUUCCCAAAAAUCCUCUACUGGCCUAUGGCCUCAAGGCCUGUUGCUGUGUUCAGAGCAUGUGGUUGGACAGGGGGAGCGGCGCCAAGUGCUACAUGCUGCUAGAGCGGGGCCUGCACAUCUCGUGGGGCUGCACGCCAUGCUACUGGCACUGGAUGAAUCUCCCUGACUCCAGGUUUGAAGUUGCUGAACUCAUGUCGGUUUGCUGGUUUGAAAUACGUGGCAAGAUACACAGCAAAAUGCUUUCUCGAGACACAGCUUAUGCAGCUUACAUUGUGUUCAAGAUACCCUUUGGAUCCUAUGGGCUGGAUUAUCCACCCCAGAAGGCAUCAAUUGACACGGUUGCAGGAAAGAAAAUAAUUCGCAAAGUCUGCCUCAAAAGCUAUGAAGGUAGGCAUGUGAACCGUCAGGUCACAGUGCCCUUGGCGCCAGAAUACAACAAGAGCUACCGGCUUGGGCAUGGUAGAAACCCGGUGCUCCCUAAGGAAAGGACCGAUGGUUGGAUGGAGUUGGAGAUGGGCGUGUUCUACAACAAGGAAGGUGAUGAUGGCGAGGUGCGCUUUAGCCUCCUGCAGACAUCAGGUACUUCGAAGGAGGGUCUCAUUGUUCAGGGCAUUGAGAUUAGACCCAAGAAACUAGGCUAAGGGUUUGUACUGUUACGGUCAAAGACUCAUGAGGAUGCACAUUCAUCGUUAUGAGUCUUUGACCAAACAGUACAAAUCAUUUGCCAUGCUAUGGGUACAAUAAGUUUAGUACCUUGUUAUACCACCGGAUGUCUAAUGGAUUCAACAUGAGGUGAAAUGAGGGGUAGCUAGGAUGACUAGUACCUCUGGGCUCACUAUCUAACCGUUCAUAGACGGUUUGGCCGGACUCGGAAACGGUUGAGGCUCGAGUUAUGCCUUAUGUACCAACGGGUUAUAUGGGUUGUGACCGUUGUCUUUGAUGAGAAAAACUUGUACCGAAAAACUCAUACCCCUUUGCAAAGAUUUGAAUUUACCUCU
Molecule: messenger RNA, 1443 nt
Organism: Sorghum bicolor (sorghum)
Lineage: Eukaryota; Viridiplantae; Streptophyta; Magnoliopsida; Poales; Poaceae
Product: F-box protein PP2-B11-like
Exons: 3
Coding region: 151-1086 (311 amino acids)
Molecular function (GO): protein binding
Source: RefSeq, a predicted model, not a curated record